Molecule: messenger RNA, 2669 nt
Organism: Ictidomys tridecemlineatus (thirteen-lined ground squirrel)
Lineage: Eukaryota; Metazoa; Chordata; Mammalia; Rodentia; Sciuridae
Gene: Foxb1
Product: forkhead box B1
Biological process (GO): regulation of transcription by RNA polymerase II; cell differentiation; anatomical structure morphogenesis
Molecular function (GO): DNA-binding transcription factor activity, RNA polymerase II-specific; RNA polymerase II cis-regulatory region sequence-specific DNA binding
Source: RefSeq, a predicted model, not a curated record
UGCAGGGCUGAGCCCAAGAGCCCAGGUUCGAGUAGAGUUCAACCCAAAUCAGGUUACUGCGCUUAGGCUGAUUGCCAGGAGGGACGCUGCGACAAGCGGCGCAAUUCCGGAUGCGGACGCGCAACUUGAAGCAACUUUAAGAUCCGAGUAGUCCGUCGGCCCGCGCGGACCCAGACCAAGAAGAGGGCGAACGAGAAGAUGCCUCGGCCAGGUCGCAACACGUACAGCGACCAGAAACCGCCCUAUUCCUACAUCUCCCUGACCGCCAUGGCCAUUCAGAGCUCGCCAGAGAAGAUGCUACCGCUGAGCGAGAUCUACAAGUUCAUCAUGGACCGCUUCCCCUACUACCGGGAGAACACGCAGCGCUGGCAGAACAGCCUGCGCCACAACCUUUCCUUCAACGACUGCUUCAUUAAGAUCCCUCGGCGGCCGGAUCAGCCUGGCAAAGGCAGCUUCUGGGCCCUGCACCCUAGCUGCGGGGACAUGUUCGAGAACGGCAGCUUUCUGCGGCGCCGCAAGCGCUUCAAAGUGCUCAAGUCCGACCACCUGGCGCCCAGCAAGCCGGCCGACGCGGCUCAGUACCUGCAGCAGCAGGCCAAGCUGCGGCUCAGCGCGCUCGCUGCCUCCGGCACACACCUGCCGCAGAUGCCUGCUGCUGCUUACAACCUGGGCGGCGUGGCGCAGCCCUCAGGCUUCAAGCACCCCUUCGCCAUCGAGAACAUCAUCGCGCGGGAAUACAAGAUGCCUGGGGGACUGGCCUUCUCCGCCAUGCAGCCAGUGCCCGCUGCCUACCCGCUCCCCAACCAGUUGACUACCAUGGGCAGCUCUCUGGGCACUGGCUGGCCACACGUGUACGGCUCUGCGGGUAUGAUCGACUCGACAACCCCCAUCUCCAUGACGAGUGGCGACUACAGCGCCUACGGAGUGCCUCUGAAGCCGCUGUGCCAUGCAGCGGGCCAGACGCUGCCGGCCAUCCCCGUGCCCAUCAAACCCACGCCGGCCGCGGUGCCUGCGCUGCCCGCCCUGCCUGCGCCCAUCCCCACAUUGCUGUCGAACUCGCCGCCCUCGCUCAGCCCCACUUCCUCGCAAACAGCCACCAGCCAAAGUAGCCCCGCCACCCCUAGCGAAACGCUUACCAGCCCGGCCUCCGCCUUGCAUUCGGUGGCGGUUCACUGACCCGCGGAGGCCGGCAUCCACUUCGUUCCCCUCCCCAUCAACUCACACCUUCCCCAGCUCCCAGUCCUGCCCUCUCCGACCUAGGACCGCUAUUCUAUCUGGUCCAUUUCACCUUGGCCAACCCUCUCUCUCUCUCUCUCUCUUUCUCUUUCCCAAGAGAACUUUGUUUUGGACCCGGGAGACAAAACACAAACUUGAGGGAAGGCGCGAGGGAGUCGUCUUCGCCCCUACACCAGGGGAAAGCGGAGACUUCCUGAGCCCAGCCGCUCCCCCCAAGGCCCCCCAUCCCAUUUAACUGGCAGGGGAAAACCUGCCGUCCGCCUUCGCGGAGAAAAGAGCGUCUUUCCCUGGGUUCCAAUCCGCUGAGCACCGGACUCUAGACGCAAGACUAAGACUAGAGAAACAGCCUCGGAGAUUUUCUGGAACAGAAACCCCUCGGAGGGCUGCAGCCGCACAGUGGAGGGCCAGAUCUCCUGAGGUCUUGGAAAUCCUCUGCGCAAAGGAGCCACAAAUCUUCCUACCCUAUUCACCUCCGCCCACCAGGCUUCGAAGGGGAGGACCACAGCUUCUCUGGGCUGCAGCCCUGCCUCCCCGGCUUCUGCGGAGAUGGGUUUUGUUUUGUUUUGAGUUCUGUUUCCUGCCAGAGGCUCCGGGCGCUGGGAGUUAAGAGAGAGGCUGCUAAGUUGAUAAAGGGACGCUUGUCCUUAACACAAGCAAAAUAAAAAUAAAAGUAACGUUGUAUUGUUUACAAAGCUCCAGGUAAAAUGUAAACAGUGAACUUGAAUCUGCCUUGCUAGGCGGGCUAGUGGGCAAAGCCCACUUUACAAGUACCUGUUGUAAUGUGAAUGUUUACUCUUCAUUUCAGGCCAGGUUUAGGGGAGGGAAAGGGGGAUGGGAAAGUUAAUUGGAAUGUUAACUUUCUACUACUUAGAGACCUUUUAGCUAUUUAUUUUACUGAAGAGAGAGAGAGAGAAAGAACAGAAAGAGAGAAAAGAAAAUGAAAUGAUCCCAACUAAGCACCAAGGGCAACCCUGGAAGAACUUAGAUAAGCUGACUGGUAACAUGAAGGGGAUGUCAACAUAUAGUUUUCCCCUGGACAAGUCUUUCUGUUUGUGACAAGAACUUUUCCACGAAGCUAAAGGGCUGCAAAGAGAUGUAAAUAGUUGUGAAUAGGAAUGAUUAUACACUGUGUAAAAUGCACUUUUGUUUGCUAUAUUCCUUUAGAGUCUUAGGUAAUUUGCUGGAAAACGAACUGUUGUUCUGGUGUGACCUGCUUAAAUUAAAAAAAAAUUGUAGUGUCAUCAGAGCUGUAAAAUUUUUAUCUUUCAUUUUUUCUUCUUCUCUGUACAGAAUUAGCAUGGCAUUUUAAAUAUUGAUGUUCUUGUUCCCAGCAUGCCUGUUUUAAGACAAAGAAUUUUAAAAAGGUGUCUACAUUAAAUUAUGACCUAGUCUAAAUAAUAUUUUCUCAUUAAAAUAUGUAAAUUCCAAUUUUA